CGAACCCGUUACGCACAUGCCGGCUGAAAUACUAAUUGUUUUUUGCAGAAUACGCUCGAUUCUUUGAACUCUAAUCACUCAAAGCCAAUGUGAGGUACAUAAUUGAUUCUAUCACAUCUUCUUCUAUUCACACUUCUUCUCAGUCCUAGACUUCAGCUCUCAUUUUAUGAAAAGCCUUGCUAGGUAAAACGUGUGAGGGAUAAAAGACCUAGCAACGAUAUGCCAACGUCAGUGGUUAUUGCUUGGAGUGUAGCCUUCUCGGCGACAGCCAUUGCAAUCAUUGUGGGAAACUCCUUAACCAUCGCUGCCUUCCUUAAAAGUGCGAAACUCGUACGUAUGCGUGCUUGCUAUUUCUUGGUCAGUUUAGCCAUAGCGGAUAUGAUGAUUGGCAUAAUAACUGUUCCCAUGUACAUCAUACUCUUGAAUUACCACCUUCAAAACAGAGAAUACCAGAGUAUUUACACGGCUGUAGAUAUCGCAUCGGGAUUUGCAUCAGUCUUUACUUUAACCGCAAUUUCUCUGGAACGACUGUACGCAUUCUGGUUUCCAUUCAAAUACAGAGUGGCACAGACAAUGCGAGUCUACAUGGGCCUUGUGUUGAUCAUAUGGAUCAUGUCAGCGGUUAUAACCUGUCUGCACAUGCUCUUUAGAUACGAAAUCAUCUCGUAUACGCAUUUCUUUUUCAUCAUGUUCUGUUCCCUGACCACGUGUUUGUUGGUCAUGUGCACGUCGUACAUUGGAAUGUGGUUCAAGGUCCACUACCAUUACCGUCAAAACAACAGAACUCCAGCCAACGAGAAAAAAUUCGCACGCAUGAUUUUCACCAUCACAGCACUGUUUAUUUUCACCUGGUUGCCUUUUCAUCUUCUCAACAUUAUCAACUUCUUCUGCGGGCUUUGUUUAAAGAAUCAUUUACCACAUAAUCUUUUGUUUUUCUGCAAGCUGUUGCAAUACAUGAACUCAUUCGUCAAUCCGAUUAUAUAUGCCUUCCAGAUGCCUGAGUUCAGAAACACUUUGAUGAAGUUACUGUGUAAGCCUUCACCAGCAAGAGAAGAGUCAAGAAGAAUCGAGGAAAUCCCUCUUGAAAAACUGGAUGAUUGUCAAGACGUUAAAAUGUAGAUCUGGAAACUGGCCACUUUAAAUAUUUCAAAACUUACGUAAAAAACACAUCAAUUAUUUCUAAAUUUUUAUGGUAAAUACCGUUAUUUGAAAUUCUUCUACACACAUACUACGCAAGUACAAUAGACUUCACAGAAUAUAUGAGCUCUAAGUUAUCCACAAACAGCGAAUUAUUUCAUUGGAUAUUUUUAGCUUAUUAUAUUCAUAAAUCACGCCGGCUCCUGCAUAUUUACUCAGUUAAAACUGAAGCAUGUCUUUCAAAAUCAGUUAACGCUUUGAGGCAAGGACUAAAAUUUCAAAAACUUAAAGUAAAAUUU
Molecule: messenger RNA, 1436 nt
Organism: Actinia tenebrosa (Australian red waratah sea anemone)
Lineage: Eukaryota; Metazoa; Cnidaria; Anthozoa; Actiniaria; Actiniidae
Product: beta-4C adrenergic receptor
Biological process (GO): G protein-coupled receptor signaling pathway
Cellular component (GO): plasma membrane
Molecular function (GO): G protein-coupled receptor activity
Source: RefSeq, a predicted model, not a curated record